Messenger RNA from Dinoponera quadriceps, 737 nucleotides. RefSeq names its product NADH dehydrogenase [ubiquinone] 1 beta subcomplex subunit 2, mitochondrial-like (gene Ndufb2). The transcript has 3 exons. The record is from RefSeq and is a predicted model, not a curated record. NCBI's taxonomy places the organism in Eukaryota, Metazoa, Arthropoda, Insecta, Hymenoptera, Formicidae. Gene Ontology annotation, cellular component: mitochondrial inner membrane. Bases 284 to 601 code for a protein of 105 amino acids.
CAAUCAUGUCGGACUCGGAUUAUUUUCAACAAGCAACUGUCAAUAUAAAAUUACCACCUUAAUUACCCUACCAACCCCAAUUCCAAUAGACCAUUCGAUAUUCCUCUGUCUUAAACCGAGUACGCAUCACGACCAACCAAAUGAACGAGAAAGUGCCAAUGUGAAUAAGGCCCCAAACUUUCUGCAGCGAUAUAUAACGAGAAAGCGAAGGAGGAUUCAGACUGCAGUGACACUCCACAAGUUACAGGUCGAUGACGAUCACUUGUGAAUAAUAAUUCCAACAAUGAUACUUUCACGAGGGUUGAAUUUAUUAAAAGUCACCUAUAAAACCAGUCAAAAUAAAGUUGCUGCGACGAACCUGCAAUCUGUUAGAUUUAAUAGCGGGGAUGAUUGGGUAUAUCGUGCAAGCCCACCGGUAGAAAAGAAUUGGUUGUAUGUGGCGGAAGCUUUCGGAGGUCUCUUGUGGUGGUGGAUAUUAUGGCAUUUUUGGCACGAUUAUGACCACUUUUUGGAAAUAGUACCAUAUCCAAAUCCUGUUAAAUGGACAGAUGAGGAAUUAGGUAUACCACCAGACGAUUAUGAGGAGACGCAAAUUGAAUAGUAUAAAAAGAUUACAAAACGGUGUGUAUAUAUAUAUAUGUAGAGAGAGAGAGUGAGAGAAAGAGAGAAAAUAUUACAAUUAUGUGUUCCAAGACAAACUUGUAAAGUUUGAUUAAUUAAAGUGGAAUGCAGGUUUA